Molecule: messenger RNA, 1396 nt
Organism: Cercospora beticola
Lineage: Eukaryota; Fungi; Ascomycota; Dothideomycetes; Mycosphaerellales; Mycosphaerellaceae
Product: HMG-box domain-containing protein
Molecular function (GO): DNA binding, bending
Source: RefSeq, a predicted model, not a curated record
CGCGCGCGAUCAAUGCGAUACUAGUAAACAGUACAACAACACCGAUACCACUACGCAACACCGGCUCUCUCGCCGCCACCGCCGCCACUACACCGGCGCAAUGCUCACGCGCGUGGCGUUGCGCUUCUCUGCGCGCUCACGACUGCCAAAUGUGCUGCCCCGUUGCAAUCGCGCAGUCCCCAGCCCCCUCGUCCUUCCGAUCAGAACAUAUGCAACGCCUGGCCGGCCCAAGAGCGUUGUUGGCGAGCCGUCACGUCCGGUAAAACGCGCCGUCAAGAAAGCUGCAUCGAAGCCCCGCGAUGGUACCUCGGCCGCAGAGAAGAAGGUCGCGGCCAAGAAGCGCAAACCAGCCGCCAAACGAGCAGUGACGCCUGAGGAAGCAGCGCAGAAGGCCGUACGUGAAGCUGCUCGCAAGGAGAAGGCCACAGAGCGCAAAGCAGCUGUCAAGAAGAGGACAAAGCUCCAGGAUCUUAAGGCCACUGCACUGCCCGAUGCUCCCAAGAAGACAGCCUUUCCCUCGGCAUACCUAGCGUACUGGGCAGAAGCUGUCAAGGAGAGGAAGGCAAAUCAAGGCGUCAAGGAGCGCGUCAAAGAAGCUGCUACGGAGUGGAAGCAAAAGUCUGCCGCAGACAUCGAGCACUACAAUCACUUGGCACGCACGGCCAAUGAAGCCGCAGCAGCAGAGUACAAGCGAUGGAUCUCAUCGCAUUCACCAAACGAGAUCCGCCUCGCAAACCUGGCUCGCGCUCAAUUGCGUCGCCAAUACCCCACGCAAAAGGGGAAAUGGGCGGAGCUAUCUGACGAGCGUCGUCCAAAGCGUCCAACAACCGCAUAUCUGAACUUCGGUAUUGAUCGACAAAGCAGCGGCGACUUUGCCAACAUCAAGGUCACCGAACGUAGCAAGCUCAUCAGUCAGGAAUGGAAGGCGCUCAGCCAGAAUGAGAAAGAUAAAUAUCAGCGUUUGUUCGAGCAAGACAGGCAACGUUACGAGGAAGAACAAAUCCAGGUGUAUGGCCAAGCCACACCACGACGCAGCAAACCCGCCGUAGCUGCAGCUGCCGCUUGAGUCUACUUACGCCAAUCCCGAUUUGUAAAUGUUCGCGACAGUUCGCAAUAAGUUCACGACCUUGAUUACGCGUGUGGGGGAAUCUAUAUCUGUUUGUCGAUGCUGCUCGACACCGCGAGGUGUCCUUGUAAUGAUGAUCGAUUUCCAUUUGUCGUUUGCCGCUGGAGGAGUGAGCGACGAGGAGACAUACUCGGGCUGUAUGUUGUUGGAGCCUUUGCGUGCCAUGCUUGACACAGUGAAAAGGUGUGGCAGGUCGCGCCUGUACCGCGUGUACCAUAGCGGCAGAAUCUCUCGUGUAACAGUAAAUAGCAGCAACCACAUGACCAUUCU